AUGUCGGUGCGGGAGUUGAACCAGCACCUGCGGGGGCUCUCCAAGGAGGAGAUCCUGCAGCUGAAGCAGCGGCGGCGCACGCUGAAGAACCGCGGCUACGCGGCGAGCUGCCGCGUGAAGCGCGUCACGCAGAAGGAGGAGCUGGAGAAGCAGAAGGCGCAGCUGCAGCAGGAGGUGGACAAACUGGCCAACGAGAACGCGUCCAUGCGCGUGGAGCUGGACGCCCUCAGGUCCAAGUACGAGGCCCUGCAGACCUUCGCCCGGACUGUGGCGCGGAGCCCCGCCGUGGGCGUGGGCGUCAGGGCGGGGGGGGGCGGGGGCGGGGGGGGCGUGGCCUCCUCCGUCAUGGGGCCGCUCAUUCCGGGAAAGGUAGCCACGGCGACCAGCGUCAUCACGAUAAUUCCAACUGGCUUCCAUUACUACAUACUGUACUUCCUGGAUUUCUGA
Messenger RNA from Menidia menidia (Atlantic silverside), 447 nucleotides. The record is from the annotation of a GenBank genome assembly. Lineage: Eukaryota; Metazoa; Chordata; Actinopteri; Atheriniformes; Atherinopsidae.